CUCUUUCCUUCGCUAUCCAGAGGAUAAAAAACAAAAACCGAAAUAACCAAAAAUAACUAAAAAAAAGUUGAACAAAUAUAUACAUAAAUCGGAAUUCACAUUCCAUUUAUAUCACGGCACACUCCAAACCGGAGUUUUUCUCUAUAUUCGCGUUGAUUUUGAGGUUGUUUUCUUUUAGGUUCAGUUUGAGGAUCAUUGUCCUAGUUUCAAUUUUUCCUUCUUGUUGCCGUUCGGUUUGAUUGAUUGAUUGAGUGAGUGAGAGAGAGAUGGCUACAGCGGGAGUAGCAGCGGGGACUGUGGCGGCGGCGGCGGGGUUCGGAAAGGUGUCGCUGUACGUAGGGGAUCUGGAAGAGAACGUGAACGAGGAUCAAUUGUAUGAUUUGUUUAACCAGGUGGCUCAUGUGGCUUCCGUUAGGGUUUGCCGUGAUUUAAACAAGCGAUCUUCGCUCGGUUAUGCGUAUGUAAAUUACGCCAAUCCACAAGACGCUGCUAACGCCAAGGAGAUUUUGAACUUCACGUGCAUCAAUGGGAAACCUAUUAGGAUUAUGUAUUCUCAUCGAGAUCCUAGCACUCGCAAAAGUGGAUAUGCCAAUGUUUUUAUUAAGAACCUGGAUGCAUCAAUUGAUAACAAGGCAUUGCAAGACACUUUUGCUGCAUUCGGGAAUGUACUUUCUUGCAAAGUCGCUCUUGACAGCACUGGUCAGUCGAAAGGAUAUGGAUUUGUGCAGUUUGAAAAUGAGGAAGCUGCACAGAAUGCUAUUCAGCGGUUGAAUGGCAUGUUGUUAAAUGAUAAGCAAGUUUAUGUUGGUGUUUUUGUUAGACGCCAACACAGGGCUCAGAAAAGUGCUUUACCUAAGUUCACUAAUGUUUACGUCAACAAUUUGUCUGAAAAGACCACUGAUGAGGACCUUCAGAAAGUUUUUGGUCGUUAUGGUUCCAUCAACAGUGCGCUAGUUAUGAAGGACUCAAAUGGAAAGUCUAGAUGUUUUGGUUUUGUAAAUUAUGAGAAUGCAGAUUCUGCUGCUGCUGCAGUGGAGAAGUUGAAUGGAACCACCAAUGAUGACAAGGUUUGGUAUGUAGGCAGAGCACAAAAGAGAUCAGAGAGGGAGGCUGAGUUGAAAGCUAAAUUUGAACAGGAAAGAAUCAGUAGAUACGAAAAAUUGAGAGCUGCUAAUUUAUAUCUGAAAAAUCUGGAUGACAGCAUCAAUGAUGAAAAACUGAAGGAAUUAUUUUCUGAAUUUGGAACUAUAACAUCAUGCAAGGUCUUGCUUGAUCCAAAUGGGGUGAGCAAAGGCUCUGGUUUUGUUGCCUUUUCUUCGCCAGAGGAAGCCACAAGAGCUUUGAAUGAGAUGAACGGAAAGAUGAUUGGCCGGAAACCUCUUUAUGUUGGUGUGGCCCAACGCAAAGAUGAAAGAAAGGCUUUGCUGCAGGCACAUUUUGGUCAAAUCAGAGCACCAGGUGCAAUGGCACCCCUGGCUUCAGGAAUUCCUGGGUAUCAUCCUGGGGCAGCUAGGCUUGGUCCUCAGCAGCCUUAUUAUGGUCAAGGUACUCCUGGUUUAAUGCCCUCUCAGCCCAUGGGAUACAGUUUUCAGCAUCAAAUUUUUCCUGGUAUGCAUCCUGGUGGACCAAAUUUUAUACUACCAUACCCCCUUCAAAGGCAAGGACAGCCAGGUCAGCGGAUGGGGGGUGUGAGACGAAGUGGAAACCCCCAACAAAUGCAGCAGUCACAGGGACUUAGAUACCUGAAUAAUGCCAGAAAUGGAAUUGAUCCGUCUGUUGUUUCAAUGAUGCCAAUGUCCUUUGAUGCUUCUGCAAUGCCUGUGACUCCUAGAGAAGCCCCACGACCUGGGCCUGUACCAAUUUCAACACUGACAUCUGCUCUGGCAUCUGCCAGCCCAGCUGACCGCACAAGGAUGCUUGGUGAACAACUUUAUCCCCUUGUGGAGAGUAUUGAGCCUGCUCAUGUAUCGAAGGUGACUGGGAUGUUGCUGGAGAUGGACCAAACAGAGGUGCUUCAUCUCAUUGAGUCUCCUGAAGCUCUGAAGACAAAGGUUUCUGAAGCAAUGGCUGUACUCCAGGAAGCUAAAGCUAGAUCUGAUGUCAAUGAUAAGCUUGGCUUGCUGGCUCUGAGUGAAUAAAGUGCCUUGAUUCUUCUUCUCCUAAGGAGUUGUGUUUUUCUAUUUACGUAUACAGUUACAGAAUGUUUUUAUGUGAGUGGACAUUUAUUGUAGGAUUUGAUUUGGAAUAUUGGUAAAAUAGUAUUUUAAUGUUAUACA
This is a messenger RNA of Mangifera indica (mango), 2276 nucleotides long. Its product is annotated as polyadenylate-binding protein 3-like. The record is from RefSeq and is a predicted model, not a curated record. Lineage: Eukaryota; Viridiplantae; Streptophyta; Magnoliopsida; Sapindales; Anacardiaceae. The coding region runs from base 267 to 2138 and encodes 623 amino acids. Gene Ontology annotation, cellular component: nucleus; ribonucleoprotein complex; cytosol. The transcript has 7 exons. Gene Ontology annotation, molecular function: poly(A) binding; poly(U) RNA binding; mRNA 3'-UTR binding.